This is a messenger RNA of Ceraceosorus bombacis, 1653 nucleotides long. NCBI's taxonomy places the organism in Eukaryota, Fungi, Basidiomycota, Exobasidiomycetes, Ceraceosorales, Ceraceosoraceae. The record is from the annotation of a GenBank genome assembly.
AUGUCGGCUGUAGAGUAUCAAUCAGAUGGAGGAGAAAGCAGCUCAAGCUUUGGUCAAUCGAGCGCACAAGGGGAGGGCAAAGAGCCAGAGAGGAAUAGGUGAGUUGCCGAGCAUUUGCUCUGGGAGCAAGUGCAGACCAUUCAGCAAUCGAAAAAAGGGUUCCAGGUAUCGCGGCAGCAGCUCAAGCGUUUGGCUAUCUGGUGCAAGGGCCCAACUCCAUUUUGCCAUCGAAUGCCUUGUGGCUGGCUCACAGAAGCAGCGGAGGACCUGCGCUGCUACUCACAGAGGCAUGGGUGCCGCAGGACGCAGCCGCAGCCACUGCUCCUCGAGUCGCACAUGGCCAGCCGGCAAGCUGUCCAUCAGUCGUCUUGACUUUGCAGCUAUGCGCUGAGUUCGCUUUAUCUGUGUCAAGAGCUAUGCCCGGCGAGCAAGCCAGAUGCUUCCACCAUGUCUCUGCGGCUCAGCUGACUCUCUUUUUGUGGAAAUUCACAAUUUCCUACCCUCAGCGUCAUCAUCAAAGUCGGAAUGGUGGGCGACUCGCAGAUUGGCAAGACGAGCUUGAUGGUCCGCUAUGUGGAAGGCAGUUUCAACGAAGAUUACAUUCAGACAUUGGGUGAGUCGCAAAGGCGGCGCGGAAAGUCGGCUUGGCGGCAGACCUCGUAUGCUAACGACUUUGCUUCCUCAUAAUGGGUGCUGGACGAUUUGAUCGUCAGGCGUGAACUUUAUGGAGAAGACGAUCAGCAUACGGAACACAGAAAUCACCUUCAGUAUCUGGGAUCUGGGCGGUAAGUGCGGAGACCGGCUCCGAGCGCUGAAGUCACAGGUCACAACGCAGCAAAUUGACUCUCCGCGAUUCUGAUUUGCUGUACAGGCCAGCGAGAGUUUGUCAACAUGCUGCCGCUCGUUUGCAACGAUGCGGUAGCCAUCCUGUUCAUGUUUGACUUGUCGCGCAAAUCCACACUGAACUCGGUCAAAGAGUGGUACAGGCAGGCGAGAGGUUUCAACAAGACAGCCAUACCUUUCUUGGUAGGCACAAAGUACGAUGCGUUUGCUGCUUUCCCCAAGGAGGAACAGGAGGAGAUUACUAGACAGGUGAGGGCGACCUUGUUGAGGUCAAUUUCGCAUUCAGACGGGUUCGUGACGCUGAGUCAAAUCCCUGCUCUGUGCUGCGCGGCUCCAACAGGCUAGAAGAUUUGCGAGGGCUAUGAAAGCACCCCUCAUCUUCUCCUCGACAUCACAUAGCAUCAACGUCCAGAAGAUCUUCAAGGUAAGCUCUAGCAGCACUUGUGGCUUUGCGCUUUCUGGUCCGAAAGUCUGGCUAAUGAAUACCCGACGCGUUUCCGACAUUUUGUGGACAGAUCAUCCUCUCCAAGGUGAGCGUCAGAUCGCUCUGCAUCAUCGUGAGCGCAGUGCGUCGCUGUGACUGCCAGCUCACCGACCUUUGUCCUCGCGCGCGCAGGCCUUCGAUCUGAAAUGCACAAUCCCAGAAAUCAAGGGUGUGGGAGAGCCACUGUUGAUAUAUGUGAGUAAAUGUCAGUGCACGAGCUUUGAUCUCGACAGUUGUUUUUGUAUUCCCCCGUAACGCUCCGCCGUCCAUCUUUGCUGACCUAGCCAAUGCACCGUCCCCCUCUCCUCGUGCAGGUGGAUGUUUAG